Messenger RNA from Austrofundulus limnaeus, 450 nucleotides. RefSeq names its product chromosome unknown C15orf40 homolog (gene cunh15orf40). Lineage: Eukaryota; Metazoa; Chordata; Actinopteri; Cyprinodontiformes; Rivulidae. The record is from RefSeq and is a predicted model, not a curated record. Gene Ontology annotation, cellular component: cytoplasm.
UCCGCUCUCCUCCGGCUCCUUUCCCCUCAGACUUCCGGUCCUCGCGGCGGUUCUACAGAAACGGACCGAUGCCCAGAAAAGAGAAGGCGGUGAGGGGACGGCCUGCGGUGGCGGCAGCGGCUCAGACAUCCGGUCCAGGUUCUGGUCCAGUGACCCGGGAUAAAAGUGGAGCGGUGACCAUCACGGUGCACGCGAAGCCCGGCUCCAAGCUCAGCAGUGUCACAGGAGUCUCUGCGGACACGGUGGACGUCUCCAUCGCAGCGCCGCCUGCAGACGGGGAGGCGAACGCCGAGCUCAUCCGCUACCUGGCACAGGUUCUGGACCUGAAGAAGAGUCACCUUUCACUUGACAAGGGCUCCAGAUCCAGAGACAAGCUCAUCAGAGUGGACUCGUCUCUGAGUCCAGAAGAGGUUCUGAGGCGGCUGCAGCAGGCUGCGGGCUGACCGAGGA